Molecule: messenger RNA, 1026 nt
Organism: Thyridium curvatum
Lineage: Eukaryota; Fungi; Ascomycota; Sordariomycetes; Thyridiales; Thyridiaceae
Exons: 2
Coding region: 1-1026 (341 amino acids)
Source: RefSeq, a predicted model, not a curated record
AUGCAGCUCAAGUCCCUCGUCCUCGGCGCGGCCCUGUGCUCGGCCCAGGAGCUCAUGCGCUUCGGCUGCUCGCAGCUGGUCAUCGACCGCAUCGACCCGCUGGUCGAGCCGGGCAACACGCCGUCGGCGCACAUGCACCAGGUCAUCGGCGGCAACUCGUUCAACGUGAGCAUGACGCCCGACGUGCACGACCCGCCCAAGCAGUCGACGUGCACGAGCUGCACCUACUCGGAGGACUUCUCCAACUACUGGACGGCCAACAUCUACUUCAAGGCCCGCAACGGCACCUACAAGCGCGUGCCGCAGGUCGCCAACCUCGGGCUCGGCGUCAAGGCCGGCAUGACGGUCUACUACAUCCGCGGCUACCAGGCCAGCGCGCGCGUCACGGCCUUCAAGCCGGGCUUCCGCAUGCUCGUCGGCGACCCGGCCAACCGCGACGCCAAGAAGGUGCCGCGCGGGCUGUGCUUCCGCUGCGAGGCCAACAUGCAGCAGCAGCCGUUCGGCGGGGCGCCCUGCACGGGCUCCGACACGCCCGGCUUCCCCAACAAGGUCUGCGGCGGCGGCUGGCGCGUGACGGUGACCUUCCCGUCGUGCUGGGACGGCAAGAACCUCGACAGCCCGGACCACAAGCAGCACAUCGCCUACCCGGCGCAGGGCACCUUCGAGACGGGCGGCGCCUGCCCGGCCUCGCACCCGGUCAAGAUCCCGCAGGUCAUGUACGAGAUCAUGUUCGACACGCGCCAGUUCAACAACAAGGCCGAGUGGCCCGCCGACGGCAGCCAGCCCUUCGUCUGGAGCAUGGGCGACAACACGGGCUACGGCAUCCACGGCGACUACCUCUUCGGCUGGAAGGGCGACGCCCUGCAGAAGGCCAUGGACACCAAGUGCGCCAACGACCGGUGCCCCGCGCUGCAGCGGCAGCAGGAGGCCAAGGCCAUCGCCUGCACGCGCGGGCAGGUCGCGCACGAGGACAUUGGCGACGACUGGCUCCCUGCUCUCCCCGGCAUGGCUGGCAUGCACUCUUAA